Messenger RNA from Colletotrichum tamarilloi, 1257 nucleotides. Its product is annotated as trichodiene synthase. The transcript is spliced from 2 exons. The record is from RefSeq and is a predicted model, not a curated record. Lineage: Eukaryota; Fungi; Ascomycota; Sordariomycetes; Glomerellales; Glomerellaceae. Bases 1 to 1257 code for a protein of 418 amino acids. Gene Ontology annotation, biological process: sesquiterpenoid biosynthetic process. Gene Ontology annotation, molecular function: trichodiene synthase activity.
AUGGACACCGCAAGCUUUCCCACAGACUGUUAUCUUGAUGCUGUCGUGAGCUUUCUGAGCAUUAUCAACUAUAACGACACCAAUUACACACACCAGGAGAGGGUCCGUAACCUACACUAUGCUUACGCUAAGGCGGCGAAGCACUUUGCCCAGCCGACGCAGCAGCGUCUAAUCAAAGCCAGCCCAAGACGUCUCCAGGCAUCUCUUCAGACAAUUGUGGCUAUGGUAGUCUAUGCCUGGGUGCGCGUCGAUCCCGAGGUUAUGGCAGAUUUGAGCAUCCACUACACUUAUAUGCUAGUGCUUGAUGACAGCCAAGAUGACCCCGACGCAACUAUGCAGUCAUUCUACCAGGAUCUCCUUGCCGGGAAGCCUCAACGGCACCCUUGGUGGCAGAUGGUGAACGCGCAGUUCCCAACUGUGCUUAGCCAUUACGGUCCAUACUGUGGUUUAAACCUGGUCCGGAGCACGACCGACUGUAAGGAGCCUUGGAAUGCCCACAAUUCUCAUGUUCCUGCGCAGGAAGCUAAACGGUCCACAAUUUUCCAGGGUUGCUGGAUUGAGCAACAUAACUUCCAGGGCUUUCCGGGCUCAUACGACUUCCCCGGCUUUCUGCGUCGCAUGAACGGCCUCGGCCACUGCGUCGGGGCAUCCAUCUUUCCCAAAGCCCAAUUUGACGAAAAGGUGCUCUUUACUGAGAUUACGUCUGUCAUCUCUCAAAUGGAGAACUGGAUGGUGUUUGUGAACGACCUACUAUCAUUCUACAAAGAAUUCGAUGAGCCGCGUGACCAGACGUCACUCGUCAACAACUACGCCAAGUGUGACCGCAUCACGCUGGCCGAGGCGCUGAACAAGCUCACGCGCGACACAAUCCGCUGCUCGGAGCAGAUCGUCGAGGUCUUUGCCGACAAGGAUCCAAGCAUCGCUGACACCCUCCAGACUUUCUGCCAGGGCUAUGUCACCUGGCACCUGAGCGAUCCUCGCUACCGUCUCCGUGAACUCGUCACUAGCGCUGCUGGCGGUGAUACUGCCACGGCGAAGGAGUUCCGUCGGUACCAGGCUGCCGGUGACCUCGUUGGGGCUGUUGACCCCAAGGAGUGGGCUUACCCUCCUGUUGCUGACCUUGUUGAGGAUCAUAGCGUUGAGGAGGUAGUCCAAGUCGCGACACCACUAGUUCCGAAGACGUCUAUCAAUGCCAGCAACACUGUGGGUGCUGUAUCAAAGUGGGCAAAGAAGUUUUGGCCGCAGGAGUAUAUCUAG